Messenger RNA from Mesorhabditis spiculigera, 1479 nucleotides. Lineage: Eukaryota; Metazoa; Nematoda; Chromadorea; Rhabditida; Rhabditidae. The record is from the annotation of a GenBank genome assembly.
AUGCUGCGCCCAUUUUUCUGCUGGGCACUAUGUAUCCAAUACCUAUCAGCGUCCGACCACGAAUAUCGCCUGAUUCAGGACCUGAAAGUCGGCCAUGACCCUGUCGAACGACCAGUUUCCAACCACCGUGAAGCCGUCGACUGCCAGAUUCGUAUCCUCCUCCAGCAGCUCGUUGAUGUUGACGAGAAAAAUCAAGUGGUCACGCUGGUUAUCUGGACACAAAUGACUUGGCACGACUACAAAAUGCGAUGGGAUCCGAUCGAAUACGGGAAUAUUACGACGUUACAAGUCCCAUCGGGGUCACUUUGGAAGCCGGAUGUGCUGUUGUUCAACACCGCCGACGAGCAUUUCGACGCAAGUUUCCCCGUAAAUAUGGCCGUUCGGCAUACCGGUGAGGUCCUAAUGGCUCCGCCAAGCAUCGUCAGAAUGAGUUGCACCUUUGACCUGACGUACUUCCCAUUUGACGACCAGGUCUGCUAUCUAAAGUUUGGUUCUUGGACGUAUACCGGAAACCAAGUCGAUUUGCGGAUUGAUAAUAGCGGACUGUCCGAAAAGAACCAAAUGGAUCUGCGAUAUUACGUGCCGAACGGGGAAUGGGAGUUGAUAGCGACCCCCGCCGAACGAGUUGCCAAUGAGUUCCACGGCGAGAAAUAUGUCGAACUGUAUUUUAGGAUGCACAUUAAACGAAGAACUCUCUAUUACGGCCUAAAUUGGGUAGUCCCGUCGGUGCUGAUCUCUCUAUCGAACGUUUUGGGCUUUACGCUGCCAACGGAAUGUGGGGAAAAGUUGACGUUACAAAUCACCAAUCUCCUGGCGGUACUGGUUUUCCUGGGCAUGGUCUCCGAGAUUAUACCACCAUCUUCUGAAUCGAUCCCUGUAAUAGUGGCAUUUUUCUCUACUUCACUGCUGCUGUUAGGACUAUCGACGAUAUGCACGGUGCUCGUGAUCAACGUGCAUUUUCGGAAUCCAAGGACGCAUAAGUUGAGCAAAACGAUGCGAGCCCUCUUCCUCGAGUGGCUACCCUGGCUUCUCCUGAUGACGCGACCGGGGAGAAAAUUCGCAAAGCUACGCCGAUACACGAAACGCCAGCCUGAAGAGGUCGAGCCGGGAGGAAGCUUUUUGAGUGGAGAGUUUUCCAUGACCAAGGCGCCCCUCCUUGCGGUCCCUGAAGAGACGUACGAUUGGCAGGAAACCGUGCGUAAUAGCUCGGAGUCGAGGAGAUCUUCGACGAUGUCGCAUCAACCUCGGUUGAUGGCGUUGGCAUAUGAGAAUACACCGCUGAGGCAGGAGCUGCGAGAAGUUAUUUCGUUACUGCAUGACUUUAAGGAAAAACUGGUGGAGGACGAGCUGGAAGAGGAGUGCCAAGCCGACUACAAGUACAUUGCCAUGACGCUGGAUCGGUUGUUUUUAUUCCUAUUCUCGGCUGCGUACGUUUCCACCGUACUUGCUAUGGUCACUGCGACUCCCAGGGUAUUUGUG